AAGUAUAAAUCGUCGGUUCGUAUUGGAGUCUCCGCUCUUCUCUCGAUCCCUCAUAUAGACGCUCGACCCCUAAGGCAAGAGCAAAGGAGCUUCACUCGCGCUAGCUCAAUCUCCCUCGCAGACGUGCGGGGCCAGGUGAAGGAGUUCACCAGCAGUUGCUAUCGCUCCGGCUUCAACACCGGCGAAGCGGUAUAUGUCCGUUGCCACGGUAGCCGUACCUGCCUUCACUCGACCGCUCUUUGCGCUUCCGACGUCACCCGCAAUUUCCCGUCGACGACCUCCCCGCCGACUAUAAAACACCAACGCUCUUCCACCAACCAUGGCAAGGCUGGAAGGCUCAAUUCAUUCACACGCACGGAUGCAACAGUCUCGCCAUGCACGAUCCCGACAUCAACGCAGCCGGCCACGGGCCCGCGCACGCGCCGGCCGACGACAACGUGGUGAACGCCUCCAGGCCUAAUUAUUCGGAGCCACAUGACCUCGACGCGGGCGCGCCUACCGUCCCGUAUCAAGCCAACCGUCAGUAUCCAAUACUCCCGCCCCCAUGGAGUGUAGCACCAAACCUACCUGCUCUCUCAACCGCCAUAGCUCCAGCAAACAACGCUGCCAGCGCAUUGCCGACCCCGCCAUCACAGAGCGAGAAUGCCUUCAGCCCAUUAUUCGAAUGGCACGCGAAAGAGCAGGCAGAGAGCGCUGGAAGUGAAUGCAACCAGCCUCUCCCUACGCAGCAUGCGCCCAAUCAACGCCCACACUUCCGAGAUCCAGCUUCUGGAUACUACCCGCGGGAGCCUCAAUGGUAUACAGGCCACGCCAGGGGAUUCCCCUACCAGCCCCCAAUUUCACCGCCUCAGCAGUAUCCGGCAUGGAGUCCUUCACCCUAUAAUGCUGCGCCACGGAAACUCCCACCUCUUGUUGGCCACAUUCCGCAGCUUUCAUCAGACGUCCAAGAGCAAACUUAUCCGUAUGGCGCCCCGCAGGAUCCCAUACGUCCCAUUUUUGCUCACGAGCCUGAGUUCAGUCCUAUGGAGGGGGGAGUACGAAGUCUGCCACCUAUUCAAAACUGGCCGGUUGGAUCACCACGUCAACAGCCCGGCCUUUCUUAUGUGGACGGCAUCGCAGCUGCUACGCAUCAUUCCAACCAAGUUCAGCAAGGUACGUCGACUCAACACGUAGCUCCUUCCGACCAAGUGAGUAAAAGGCGAUUGGAUAAGCGAUCCCUCCGCAAGCAAGAGGCCUACCGAAGGAAGGCGGAGGAGAAGAAGCGGCCCAUAUCCGACGGCUCCGCGGGCUCAAAGGCGCCUAAGCCCCGCGCCUCCAACGCAGCUAAAGCUAACGACCAAGAUGGCGCGAAUGCAAGGAUACAAGACUUCAACCGUAGCAUCAGGCGCAAAAGGCUCCCGGGGACGCAGCAGCUGACACAGCCAACCUGCCCGCCAGGCGCUGCAGCACAGAAUCACGCCCAUGAGGGGUCACCAUAUGCCGAUGCCAAGUUCGGGCCGUACGCCUCCACGCCGCCGUCGGACAUACCAGCCUAUGUAUCUCCAUAUGACCACGGGCAGGUUCACUUCGGUCAAGGAGUCUUGAUACCUUCACACACUCAUCAGCCAAUGCCCUACCCUCCGGCUCCCAGGCAGCCGACCUGGGAUGACUUUGAGCAAGCUAUCGUGGCGGAUUACGACCAGUACAAGUGGUCUGUCAGACUCUACCAAGUCGACACAGCCAAGACUGGCUACGAUUUCGCCCAAUCGUGGUUGGAGGACCAAUUCACUACUCUCGACUUCACGUACCGCUGGGCAGCUCAUACCUCGUACGGCUUCGUAAAAGGCGGUGAUCGCCUGACUUUCCUUGUUCUGCACAAUGCCGCGAAUCCUUUCCAAUUGGGUGGACCCCCGCAAACAACCACGUCCAUCGGAGUGUACGGCUGCUAUUGGUACGAACACAGCGAGAUCCACUGGAAAACCUUCGCACCUGGCUUGCGCUCUUUAAUCGAACGAGUCGAAGCCGCAGGACUCAUCAAGGAAGUGCAGAAAUGGCACAUCGGCAUGAAAGCCACCGAGAAACGCUUCCACCGCGCGUACUGGCUCUGUGCCAAUCGGAUCCGGCUCGGCAACCUUCUCCCAAUUCGCCUGCAUCUUGACGCCCCGCACAAUGGGGUCGAGGACGAUGUUGACGACUUCCAAGUCACUGAAGCUGAUCUUAGCAACCACUGGGCCGACGUUUCCUACGAGGACACGCUUCGGGCGUGGGAGUACGUCCUGGACGAAGCGAGCAAGCCGCCGCCGAAGGACUGUGAUCAUGUGGCUACUUGGUCGACAGAGUGGUGACUGUGGGUGGCAAAGUCCGCGCCAGGAAGCCGAACCUAAUGACUCUGCAUGCACCACUAACGUGUCAUGGGCCUAAUAUAUCUUCAACACGGAGAGCCCGAGGGUGGCAGCUUUCCUCACACCUUCUGAAACCCUUCAUAGGCAUGCGGCCUCGGCAUAGGCAGCGUACUGGUGCUUUCAAGGAGGAAUUUCGGCCGAUGAGGGACGUCGGCGGUUUCCAGUAUAUUGGAGGGGGUUUGGGAGCGGAUCUAGUUGGCGUUCUCCAUC
This is a messenger RNA of Trematosphaeria pertusa, 2591 nucleotides long. RefSeq lists its product as uncharacterized. The coding region runs from base 375 to 2324 and encodes 649 amino acids. The transcript is spliced from 2 exons. Lineage: Eukaryota; Fungi; Ascomycota; Dothideomycetes; Pleosporales; Trematosphaeriaceae. The record is from RefSeq and is a predicted model, not a curated record.